UCAGCUCCGGUGUAAUGCUAACGCAAAUCCACUGCCCACGGACUUUACAUGGACCAGGUUGGAUGGGCAAUGGCCUGAAGGUUUAAUGUCUUCAAAUAAUAUUCUGCAUUUCAACCGUCCAUUGACUUACAAUUAUGCUGGGACUUACGUCUGUAAGGUGACCAAUUCCCUUGGACAAACAAGUGAUCAAAAGACGAUCUACAUUUUAGAUCCUCCUACUGCUACUACACGACCACCCAUGCUUCCAGGGCAUCCUUCAACUGAUGGCAUCAGAGCUUUAGCAACAAAACCAGAACUAAUGCAUUUUCCAACAUCAACCUUGUCUUCCUUCAUUGCUGGCAAUCAGGGUACCAUCAUCGCUAGUGCAGUGGGUGGAGCUCUCCUUAUGAUACUUGUAAGUGUUUUGGUUGGAGUUAUCUGCUAUAGGAGAAGAUGGACAGUCUGUGGUUACUACUUUGCUAGGAACUACAUUCCACCAUCAGAUAUGCAAAAAGAGUCCCAAAUAGAUGUUCUCCAUUCAGAUGAUGUGGACUCUCAUCCUGACAGUAUAAAAAAAGAAAUAAAACAUCCAGUGAACAGUCCAACAUCAAAAGAUUUAGAAGAUCAUCUGGAAGACAAUCCAGAAUGGGACAAUUUAGUCAAUACUAACAGAUCACAAGAAGGGUAUGAAAGACCAAUGGAAGACGGAACACUGGGAAGGAAGGACAUGGGUGGUGAAUGUUACAAUGACAAUGAAGAUGACAAUCCAGAAUGGAACAAUUUAGUCAGUUUUAAGAGAUCCCAAGAACAGUAUGAAAGACCAAUGGAUUAUUAUGAAGGAGGAACACUAGGAAGGGGGUACAUGGGUGGUGAAUGUUACGAUGACAAUGGAGAAGACUUUAUGUUACAUGUAGAUGGCUCAGUAAUAUCCCGGAGGGAGCGGUAUGUGUAGUAACCACUGAUACAGUUCCAUUCAUUAGUUGAUCACUUUCAGGUUGCUCAUAUUUUUACUUGAGGAAAAACAAGCUUUUUGAAGUUGAUUUUCAAGCUUUUGAUAUUAUAAAAAUUUGGGUUAAAUGUAUCUGAGCUGCUUUAUGAUUUUUCAAUGCUGUACUACUGUCUUUGAAAAUAUUGGAAUUUUGAUGCAUAAUGCUUUAUUCGUCUACUGCACACGUAAGAACCAAGUGCUAAAUUAAAGUUACCAUACAACAAUGUUAGAGUUAAAAAGCAGCUGUCUUGGCUUUGCGAUUUAAAAACAGUUUAUCUGAGACUAUGCUCAAGUAUAAUCUGUGUUAAGCACGUGCUUUAUUAUAUAUUUGUGUGUAUACACACACACUUACUUUAGAGAAAAAAUGAGUGAAUUAGUCUCAAAACUGAAGUUAAUCUGAGGUAAAUUCAAUUCUUAAAAGUAUUUUUUACGAUAAAAAAGAACUUGGAUUUGCUUAAAUCUGUUUUUUUUCCAAAGGUAUAUUUUACUUUUCUACACACAAAUGAAUACCUCUUUGUUUUAAUGAGCCUUCCUGCAAUGCACAGUUGGUGAUAACUUUUUAAAAAGAAAACAUGUUGCAUUGAAAAAGUUAGAAUUCUCAAUGAAGGCAUUUUAGAGGCAUAACAAUGAAUAUAUGGAAGGUUUUGUCUUGUAGCUGAUUUUUGAGAACUAUUUGUUACACUACAGUUCAUUUCCAAUAAGUAUGAUUACAGUCCAUGUAUAGAAUUAGUCAGCUGUAAUCCUGCACUUCACAUGAGAUCAAAACCGGAUUCUUGAACUUAAGAGAAUUUUCAACUAGAAAUAAGAUGAUGCCAGGAAAGUUUUCACUGGGAUUGGGAAAUACAAGGUUAGGUCUCAUUUCAGAUACAAAUUCUAAGCGUAUGGGGGAAACAAAUGGAGUGAAUGUAGCUAAGAUAUAGAAGUUU
This is a messenger RNA of Mauremys mutica (yellowpond turtle), 1893 nucleotides long. RefSeq names its product nectin-3-like. Gene Ontology annotation, cellular component: adherens junction; apical junction complex. The transcript is spliced from 3 exons. Gene Ontology annotation, biological process: homophilic cell-cell adhesion; heterophilic cell-cell adhesion. Bases 86 to 931 code for a protein of 281 amino acids. NCBI's taxonomy places the organism in Eukaryota, Metazoa, Chordata, Testudines, Geoemydidae. The record is from RefSeq and is a predicted model, not a curated record.